Messenger RNA from Cyprinus carpio (common carp), 2071 nucleotides. It is a transcript of the gene mc5rb, whose product is annotated as melanocortin 5b receptor. Gene Ontology annotation, biological process: G protein-coupled receptor signaling pathway. The record is from RefSeq and is a predicted model, not a curated record. Lineage: Eukaryota; Metazoa; Chordata; Actinopteri; Cypriniformes; Cyprinidae. Gene Ontology annotation, molecular function: melanocortin receptor activity. Gene Ontology annotation, cellular component: membrane.
GAGCACUGACAUGACUAGGGACUAAAAUAUCCCUGAGGUCAAGAUUUAAGAUGCUCGGUUAUGCAAACAACACUACCGGACAGAGCACGACUCCGCGCGGGGGUGGAGCGCGUUGUGCUAUAUGAGCGCGCGCUGAGAAAUUCUACAGCAUUCUUCACAGCUCUUCCAUUAGAUCGUUCAUCAUAUACCACGUUCAGCGAUGAUAAGCAAUCAGCAUCAUCUAUCUAACACCACCUGUCAUCAAACCAUGAGUGGCCAUUCAGUAUAUCAGGACAUGAACUCCUCAGAGUGGCCCACACUUUCUCCAAACUCGUCUUUCAGUCACACAAACCACAGCGAUGAGUCAAGCAGGUCCAAGUCAAGUGCUCCAGCCGCCUGUGAGCAGGUACACAUUGCACCUGAGGUCUUCCUUACACUGGGCCUCAUCAGCCUACUUGAAAACAUCCUGGUCAUCCUUGCCAUUGUGAAGAACAAGAACCUCCACUCGCCCAUGUACUUCUUUGUCUGCAGUCUAGCAGUGGCUGACAUGUUAGUGAGCGUGUCCAACGCAUGGGAAACAAUAGUCAUCCACCUGCUGGCAAACAGGAGCUUGGUGAUUGAGGAUCACUUCAUCCGUCAGAUGGAUAACGUCUUCGAUUCUCUUAUCUGUAUCUCUGUGGUGGCGUCUAUGUGGAGCCUGUUAGCAAUCGCAGUGGAUCGCUAUGUGACGAUCUUCUAUGCUCUGCGUUAUCAUAAUAUAAUGACCGUAUGGCGAGCUGGGAUUCUCAUCGGCAGCAUCUGGAUCUUCUCCACAGGUUGUGGGAUCAUCUUCAUCAUCUACUCUGACACGAAGCCUGUGGUGGUGUGCCUGGUGGCCAUGUUCAUUGCCAUGCUGCUGCUAAUGGCGUCGCUCUACAGCCACAUGUUCCUGCUGGCCCGUUCGCAUGUCAAACGCAUGGCGGCAUUGCCGGGUUAUAACGCCAACAUCAGGCAGAGAGCUAGCAUGAAGGGGGCCGUCACCCUCACCAUACUACUGGGCAUCUUCAUCGUGUGCUGGGCGCCAUUUUUUCUCCAUCUCAUCCUCAUGAUCUCCUGCCCACGGAACAUUUACUGCGUCUGCUUCAUGUCACAUUUUAACAUGUACCUGAUACUCAUCAUGUGUAACUCUGUGAUUGACCCACUGAUCUAUGCGCUCAGGAGCCAAGAGAUGAGAAAGACUUUUAAAGAGAUCUUCUGCUGUGACGGACUACGCAGCCUCUGGAACCUGGUCAGCAAAUAUUGAACAGGAUUCCUGGAAGAACCUGUAGGGAUGGACUGAUGGAUGAAUGUGUGUAUAGAUGGAUGGAUCGGUGCAUAAUUGCAGUGGAGGAGGGGUUGGAGGUAAAGAGCCUGAACCUCUUAAUUAGGAACAGUAUAUAUUAUUUGUACACACAUUUCCAUGUACCUCAUCAUGUGAAAUGUUUUGAUGUUGCAGUGGAUGUUUCAUGUUGUGUUGUAAAAUACUGAAGUGUUCAUAAUAUGACAAUUUGUUAUACAGUAUGUACUGUAUUUAUUAUAAGAAUUACAUCUUCCUUAGCAGGAGAGAGUUGUCAGGUCAAUGCAUUUUGUGCACAAAAACAGCUUUAAUAUUAAUAUGUUGAAUAGAAAUGUGUUCAUUUUCAGAUAUUUUCUUUUUUAUGAAAAAAACCGAAACAGGACAGAAACACAACCAUAAGCAGACAUAACAAACAAAAACAUAAUUACGCAAAUCUAAUACAUGUAUGCAGUAUAGAAACAGUAUAGAAACAUACAAACUGUUGUGAAUAAUAUUGUAGUACAUCUGGGAAACCAUAAAAGUCUUACAAUAUAUGUACCUCAGUGCUGUACAUCAGUAUGCAUGCAAGAUUUGUUAAAAUAACUGUAAUGAAAUUAAAUAUUUCAUUGUCAUGCAAGCAGAGAAUUAUUAUUUUGUAUCAUUGUGAGAUAAAAGAUUCCAUUUAUAAGUGUGUUGUGCAAAUGUGCAAUGAAUGUAAUAUAAACAUGUACCUGUAAAUGGUUGAGAUAUUUUGUCUAGUCUUCUGAUUUUUUAUUGCAAUUAAAAACCAGCUGGUAA